AUGUGGCGCGAGUUUUUUAUCCACCUUACUGAAAUAAUGAGAGUUCUGAGAAAUGUUGAAGCUGUCGGUGGGGAAAAUCUGAAGGGAAAACUAAGGUUGCAGCCUAUGAAAAAUCUCUGGAACGAAUGGGAGAUCCACUGCUUAAUACUCACGAGCUUGGCCUUACAGUUCCUCCUCUUCUUCACAGCAGGCAUGCGGAGGCGCAUGACAUCACGCGUCCUCGGUUCCUUCCUCUGGCUGGCCUAUGUGUCGGCCGACUCCGUGGCCAUCUUCAUCCUCGGCCAUCUCGCUGUCCGUUCACGGCACGAGCUCAUUGUCUUCUGGGCGCCAUUCUUGCUUGUCCAUCUGGGCGGGCAGGACACCAUCACUGCCCUCUCCAUGCAGGACAACGAGUUGUGGAAGCGCCACCUCUUGGGCCUCAUCUCCCAGGUAGCGGUGGCUGGCUAUGUCGUGUCCAAGUCGUCUUGGACGGACAUGCAUUUGUUGGCUGCUACUGUGCUUGUUUUCCUCUCUGGGAGCCUCAAGUACGCCGGCCGUACCUACUGCCUUUACUCAGCAAGCCCAACAAAUCUCAAGGUUGAGUCCCUGCACAGGUUGUCAAAUAGGCUAACCAUGCUCGAGUCAACAGCUGCACAAGUAGGAGGAUAUGCAGGAACAUCAAGAGAGGAUGCCAUUGGGUUGUUGGGUGCCAAAUUUGAUUUGAUGCUUGGUGAGACGAAUAAGAGAUUGUUUCUAAAGGAUGAUAAUGCUACAGAAAUCAUGUCAGUGGAUGCUCCUCUCAUUGAAAUGGGAAGCGUUUUAGCAGUAAAUGAGCUGCCAGGCAUGCUAGGGAUGAUUAAAUCAAGCAGCCUGCACGGGCCCUAUGAGUAUGUGGGCAGACAACUGGCAAAAUGUUAUGAGCAGUUCUACACAAAAAAACCACUUUUACGUUUCUGUAAGAUAGGUGGCAUUAUUAUUUUUACGGGUCGUACAAGUUUCGGUGUUGCAAACCAGUAUCAUUGGGUGAGCGUUCUCUGGUUGGUAGCCUCAUUGUUCCAGUAUCUUUCAACCCCGAUAGCCCUAGUGCUGUUCAUCCUCGCUGAAAAGGGGCACCCAAUCAAUAAUAGAGUUGAUGUCACCGUGUCCUACAUAUUGCUCAUCGGAGCCAUCAUCCUAGAUGUGUCAUCUGCCUCCAUGUCCAUUCUUUCAUCUGCGAGGUCUGUCCAUUUCCGAGGUAUGGAUUUGAUUAAAGGGGUGAUCUUGACUUUGGCUAACUACAUUCAGCCAGCAUGGAGCAGAAAACAAUGGUCAGAGAAGUUAGCGCAAUAUAACAUGCUCAAGAGUUCUAUGGAAGAUGCUAGAGCCAUGCCAUGUGGGCGUCAAUGGAUCAGCAAGCAUUUGAGAUCCUGGAGUGUUGAGCUAUUGGAUCCAAGCCUAACAUACACAGAGGUCUCCGAAAAUCUCAAGGGGUUUGUCCUCAGUAAUUUGCUAAACUUUGGAACCAGGAGGCAAUAUAAUUAUGCCAAUUUCCGUGGCCAGCUAGCACUUCAAGAGUGGUGCGGCAAUAGAUCGAUGACGAUGGCUCUGCAUCAUAGCAUCAAUGAUAUGAGUGAUUUCCCCAGAAGCGUCCUCAUCUGGCACAUUGCAACAGGCAUCUGCUACUACCAUGAAAAUUCGACCAUUCACGGCUCCUCGGAUAAGAAGCUGAUGGGCAGAGAGCUGUCAAAUUAUAUAAUGUACCUUGUCUUCAAGUGUGGCGUGCUGCUUACUACUGCCUCCCAGCUUGUUCAUAACAAAGUUCAGGAUGAACUGGAGGAAAUUCUUGCAGAUCAGCUACCACAGAUUGCUAAUAAUCUAGGGGAAGGAGAAGCUGUCAUGAUGGUGUUUCAGGGCAUGAAGAAUAAACAACCACCGCCCAUGAUGAAUGAGGAGCAGGAACAACCAUUCCACAAAGAUGAUGAUGCCUCUAGUGUUCUGAAGAAACUCCUGAAAAACACCGCAGCAGCUAUGUAUUCUCCAGUACUGCCUGGUGCAUCUAAGGUGGCUGAGGAGCUCAUGGGUAUUCAUGACCAAGGUGAGCGAUGGGAACUCAUUGCUGCGGUGUGGUCGGAGAUGCUUUACUACACCGCGCCGCGUUGUGGGGCUGCAUUCCAUUAUCAGCAUCUCAGCACAGGCGGGGAGUUCAUCACGCAUGUCCUUCUCCUCAUGCGUUCUCUAUGCCCUUUUCUACCAGAAGGUGACAAUUCAGCUCCCGUCUGA
Messenger RNA from Triticum turgidum subsp. durum (durum wheat), 2238 nucleotides. Lineage: Eukaryota; Viridiplantae; Streptophyta; Magnoliopsida; Poales; Poaceae. The record is from the annotation of a GenBank genome assembly.